Messenger RNA from Podarcis lilfordi (Lilford's wall lizard), 32846 nucleotides. Lineage: Eukaryota; Metazoa; Chordata; Lepidosauria; Squamata; Lacertidae. The record is from the annotation of a GenBank genome assembly.
CGGCUGUUGGCACAGGAAAGCGAUGCCAACCUCCUGCCACCCGGAGAAUCUGGGCAUGGUGGCAUGGAAAGUGAUUCAUCAGAGGAAGGCCAUGAAUUCUCCCUGUUUGGAUGGGUUUGGGUACUGUGCCAGGAAGCGUCAGGGAAAUGAAGUCUCUCGAUGCGUUUCAGAUCUGACCUGAAAUUCACGAUAAUCACUCCUUUGCUAUGGGGUGGGGUGGGGGGCCCAUGGGAACUUCAGGAAUUGGACAGUUCCCUUGGGCCCUGUCCAUUCAUUGUUGGAACUCCAGCUCCUGUUAACCCCUUAGUCAAGGGUCAGGGAUGAUGGGAGUCCAGUAACAUCUGGAGGGUGACCGGCUAACCACCCAUGUUGUAGGCGCCUGUGUGUGUGGUAGUUAUGUCAAUCUGGAAUAAGAGCAGGGAGCUGUCAAAGGCUGUUGGGAACCACGGAAACUGGUGUGUCACUGAAAACAACUUGGAGAAAGGGCUGGCGUUCAGUGGCAGAGUAUUUAUUUAUUUUUUCCAUGUGGAAGGUCCCGGGUUCAGUCCCUGGCAUCUCCAGGCAAGGCUAGGAGAGACUGAAACUCUGGAGAGCCAGUCAGUGGAGGCAACACCAAGCUGGCUGGACCAAUGGUCUGAUUCAGUAGAAGGUAGUUUCCUGUGUUCCCAGUUUCUAUUGAAUUUGGGCUGGGAGCAAGCUGCCUGGUAUCUGAAGGAAUUCACGCUGUGUCACAAUUGCCGCCUGGAGUUCAUUGCCCCAGGGUGCUACAAGGGCUUCUUCAGAAGGUCUGGUGAACAUGAAGAAGAGGGCAGGGUUAGGAGUGGAUGCUGAGAGCCCAGGUCAUCUCAAAGGGCAGCCUUUGUAUACAGAGACAUGGUGUACCCUCUGUCUGUCCAUUCCUGAGGUUAAGAGUCAGGGAGGUUCUCUUGCAUGGGCCAUGUGAUCCUAGCCAGCCCUGGAAGAGAAGACGAGAAGGAAGGAGGUUGCAGUGACUCCACAGGGACAUGCCAGAUAUAUUGCAAAAACCUCCUUGCAGAGAAUUCCCAUCAGAGCCUGGCUCUAGCCAUGACCUUGCUUGGCUCUGCUCUGCGGACGCCGCUGCAGAAUUUGUGGGCAAAACUGAGACGGGUUCCUCGCGCCUGCCAGGGUCAUUGUGGGCAUCUCUGCGUGAAGAUAGGCUGGCAGGCAGGGCCUCACAUGCCACGCGGCUGUCUAAUGUGCUCUGCCCUUUUCUCCCCUCUUCUUCAAGAUGGAGUCCAGUCACCGUGGCAGCAGGGACCAAGGCCCGCCCUCCCCCAUCGGGUCCCAGCCGGUGUCUCCACGCAACAGUAUCACAGGAUUGGCAUCGCCAGGGCUGUUCUCUCCUGCCAGCAACCAGUACGCCUCAGAUGGGACAGUCCGGUACCAGCCUGAGGGAUCCAACAAUGCUGUGUAUACUGGAGGAAACCUGCCAAGUGGGACUAGGCCCGACUCGCUCUUUGACUCUUUCCACACCCGGUUGCAGCCCGACGGGUCUCGCCAUUCGGCAUCUGAGAGACAGAACCAGCCUCUCUCCUUGGAUCUCAACAGAGCCCAGCCGGAGGGCUCUGGGGGAGUCCAUGCGUUCAACACCCCAAACCUGCGUUCUCCGGUAGAGUUACGGCCAUUGUCUCCAGCUUCCGGCAGCUCGUCAACCCAGUCCAACGUCUCUCCCUCCAUGAAACUCAGCCAGUCCCCCAGCCGGGGUGUGCUCCCAGAACUUUGCGGCCUGGACCCAGUGACCUCUGGCAUCCUCGCCACGGUGGAACUCAAGGACACACUCCCAAAGGCCGAAUCCAGCGACCACAUCUACCUGGGUCGCUCCGGCUCCUCGCACCGGCCCAUGUCCCUCCCGAAAGCCAUCUCGAGCGAGUACAUCUCGGGCGGAGGAAGGGUGGGCCCCUCUAAGUCUGCCAUGCUCUCCAAGGCUGAGUCGGAGGACAUCGUCUCGUAUGGCAGGCUCCGGCAGCCCCCCAAAUCCCAGGACCUGGGCAGCAGCAACAUGAAUCCCAAGGAAAGCUUUCUGAUGCGACUCGGCCAGCCCCACACCAAGCAGGACAAUGAGUUUCGGUGAGGCAGACUGGGUGUGAUGGGAGGGGAGCGAUGGCUCAGGUGGUGGGGUGAGGGACCAAGAGCAGAUGGGACAGGGGUCAGCAACCUUUUUCAGCCAUGGGCUGGUCCACCGUCCCUCAGACCAAGUGGUGGGCCGGACUAUAUUUUGAAAAAAAUAUAUGAAGGAAUUCCUAUGCCCCACAAAUAAUCCAGAGAUGCAUUUUAAAUAAAAGCACACAUUCUGCUCAUGUAAAAACACCAGGCAAGCCCCACAAAUAACCCAGAGGUGCAUUUUAAAUAAAAAGACACAUUCUACUCAUGUAAAAACACACUGAUUCCUGGACCGUCCACAGGCCGGAUUUAGAAGGCAAUUGGGUUGGGUCUGGCUCCCAGGCCUUAGGUUGCCUACCUAUGGGUUAGGAGGAAGGUUGCUUUUUUGAAGCAGGGGAGAGUCAGUGAGGUGCAAAUUGCAUCGUGUUGGGGUUGGGGAGCUUGUAUCCAGAUAGAUAGAUAGAUAGAUAGAUAGAUAUACAGUGGUACCUUGGGUUAAGAACUUAAUUCAUUUUGGAGGUCCGUUCUUAACCUGAAACUGUUCUUAACCUGAGGUACCACUUUAGCUAAUGGGGCCUCCUGCUGCUGCCACGUGAUUUCUGUUCUCAUCCUGAAGCAAAGUUCUUAACCCAAGGUACUAUUUCUGGGUUAGCGGAGUCUGUAACCUGAAGCUUAUGUAACUUGAGGUACCACUGUAGUUUUUAUUGAAAGACUUUCAUGUAUUGUCCCUCUAGAUACAGUUGGUACCUCAGGUUACAUACGCUUCAGGUUACAGACUCCACUAACCCAGAAAUAGUACCUCGGGUACCUUACUUCAGGAUGAGAACAGAAAUCGCGCGGCGGCGGCAUGGCAGCAGUGGGAGGCCCCAUUAGCUAAAGUGGUGCUUCAGGUUAAGAACAGUUUCAGGUUAAGAACAGACCUCCAGAACGAAAUAAGUACGUAACCAGAGGUACCACAUUGAUGAAUCCCGAUGCCCAUCAUUCAGUCAUAGAAUCGUAGAGUUCGAAGCUGUCCCCAAGCACCAUCUAGUCCACCACCAGCAAUUCCAGAAUCACAGCUAAAGAACCCUUAACAGAUGAGCAUUCAACCUCUGUUUAGGAAACUCCAGUGAAGAAGAGUUUGGCUACCUUCUCAGGCAGUCCAUUCCACUGUUGAGCAGCUUUGGACCCUACCCUCUGGAGCAGCAAAUAACAAGCUUGCUCCAUUUCCCAUAUCCAAUAUCCUCCUUCAGAUAUUUGAAGACAGCUCUCAUAUCACCUCUCGGUCUCCUCCUUCAGGCUAAACAUACUCAGAAUGCGGCAGCUAGGCUGGUGACUGGGAGUAGCCACUGAGACCAUAUACGUUUCCAAGCACAAUUCAAAGUGUUGGUGCUGAUCUUUAAAGCCCUAAAGAGCUUCAGCCCGAUAUACCUGAAGGAGCGUCUCCACCCCCAUCGUCCAGCACAGACACUGAGAUCCAGCUCCGAGGGCCUUCUGGUGGUUCCCUCCCUGCAAGAAGUGAGGUUACAGGGAACCAGGCAGAGGGCCUUCUCGGUAGUGGCACCCUCCCUGUGGAAUACCCUCCCAUCAGAUGUCAAGGAAAUAAACAACAAUCUGACUUUUAGAAGACAUCUGAAGGCAGCCCUGUUUAGGGAAGUUUCUAAUGUUUGAUGUUUUAUUGUGCUUUUAAUUCUGUUGGGAGCCACCCAGGGUGGCUGGGGAAACCCAGCCAGACGGGCGGGGUAUAAAUAAUAAAUAAUAAAAUAUAACAACAACAAUUUAUUAUAAUAUUGAUAUUAUAACUCCCUCAACCGUUUCUCUUAAGGUUUGAGUCCCAGACUGUUCAUCAUCUUGGCUGCCCUCCUCUGCAGACCUUCUGGCUUGUCAUUAGCCUUCUUUCUCUGGGGUGCCCAGAACUGGACACAGAACCCCAGAUGAGGUCUGAACAAGGCAGAAUAGAGUGGGACUAUCACUUCCCUUGAUCUGGACUCUGGACUUCUACUGAUGCAGCCUAGAAUUGCAUUAGCCUAUUUUAUUUUUUGCCGCUGCUGCCGCUUCACACUAUGAAUGAGAGAGUAGACCACCUUUUUACAGCAAACCUCAUUAUAAUGAUUGCAACAUUAAACGGGCCAAACCGGUCUUAUCUUUAAGCCUUUGCCAUAAGACCUUUGUACUGAGGCUUGUUUUUACGGUUCAUAACUAUUGUCCUUUUCGGCAUAGUGCCAGUGAGCUGGUAAGAAAAACUGGGCUUCGCUCCUUUAGGAGCAACCCUGUAGGUGUGUCUCUGUGUGUGUCCUUCUCUGUGGCUUCCUAAAUUGUGCCCUCGUUUCACAACCCAACUUCCCAGCGAUGCAGGCUAGGGUUGGGUCCAAUUUGGACAUUGCAUCCUGCUGGCUGGAGCUGACGGGAACUGAGAAUCCAACAACUAGAGAGCCACCAGUCAUUCCCUCUGCCCCCCACCCCACAAUGGGGCUAUCAGGAUGCCUGGCAUAAGCAACUUGGAACCAGCUCCCUCCUGCUGGAGGGCCAAGCAAGCCCUUCUCCCAUGGAGCAGCGGCCCCCCCCCCUUGCACCUGCAGCGAGUCCUUUUUGCUGACGCUAACUGGCUCCUUUCCGCAUAUGCGGUUUAAUUGUGUUAAUGCCCUGGGAUUUAUUGCCAGGGAGCCUGCCGUGGCCAGUGGCCCUCUGGGGGCUUCUGCCAGGCACUGAGCAUUCCAGCUGGCCACGCCAAUCAUAUUAGCACAGCGGCGUCUGAAAAUGGCACGUGCCAAACGGUCAGAGUGCUUAAAUUGUAUUAGUGCCCGUUGGUUGACGACAGCUCCCGCUAUCCCUGACUGCUCGCUGUGCAGGCUGCCGGGAGUCUUGGAGAACAUCAUGAGGACAUCAGCUCCAUCCCUGGCUAAUGACAGCCCUGCAGGGAAGGCCAAAAGAAUCAUAGAUCGUAGGAAUGCAGGAAUAUGCAACUGUCUCAUGCAAGGAUUGAACCUGCAACCUUGGCAUUAUCAGCACCCUGCCCUAAGCAGCUGAGCCAGAGAGUGUCUCUGCAGAGGUCCCUUUGUGCAUUUGUGGCCAAAGCGAAGUUUUAACUGGGGGUCAGUUGGCUACAGUGUUGUUGUGUUUUAUUUAUUGAAUUUGAAUCUCACGACUUUGCUGUUGCAGGACUCCAGUUCCGUGAUCAUUGGCCACACUGGCUGCAUUCAAAGGGUUUUGUAGUCCAACAAAAGUUUUGUAGUCCACCCGAAGGCAGCCCUUUAUAGGGAUUUUAAAAAAUGUUUGAUGUUUUAUUGCGUUUUUAUAUUUUGCUGGAAGCCGCUCAGAGUGGCUGGGGCAACCCAGUCAGAUGGGUGGGGCAUAAAUAAUAAAAUUAUUACAUACCCUCCAACAUUUAUCCAAUGAAAAUAGGGACAUCUUAUUCAAUUGUUGUUGUUUUAUAUAUACCCUGCCCAGUGCUUUUUUUCCUUAAAAAAUGUUUAGGGGUACUCUCAUUUUGACUCAAGGAAAACCACCAUUUUAUAGUUCAAAUCAGGGAAAAUAAAUACAGUAAACGGACAAAAGUACAAAUAUUCACAAAAUGUUUAGGGGUAUGCAUCCCUCUGCGUCGCCACCAGAAAAAAGCACUGACCCCAUCCAUCUGACAGGGUUGCCCCAGCCGCUCUGGGCACCUUCCAAGAUAUAUAGGUAAAGGGACCCUUGACAGCUAAGUCCAGUCGCGAACGACUCUGGGGUUGCGGCGCUCAUCUCGCUUUACUGGCCGAGGGAGCCAACAUUUGUCUGCAGACAGUUUUUCCAGGUCAUGUGGCCAGCAUGACUAAGCCGCUUCUGGCGAACCAGAGCAGCGCACGGAAAUGCCGUUUACCUUCCCGCCAGAGCGGUACCUAUUUAUCUACUUGCACUUUGAUGUGCUUUUGAACUGCUAGGUUGGCAGGAGCAGGGACCGAGCAAUGGGAGCUCACCCCGUCGUGGGAAUUCGAACAGCAGACCUUCCGAUUAGAAAGCCCAAGGCUCAGUGGUUUACACCACAGUGCCACUCACGUCCCAUAAUAAAACCAUAAUAAAGCCAUAAUAAAAUAUUAAACAUUUAAAAACUUCCCUAUACAGGGCUGCUUUCAGAUGUCUUCUAAAGGUUGUAUAGUUAGUUAUCUCCUUGGCUCAGGGGGUCACAUAACUCCAUACUCUCCAACAUUUCUCUGAUGAAAAUAGGGAUGUCCUAAGGAAAAACAAAUUAGAAACUGCGACAGCUUCUGUAAAUCUGUAAAACAGAGACACUUGGAGGGUGUCCAACAUCUGAAUGUCUGGUGGAUGCCAGCAUCCAAGGGGGUCAGUCUGAUGCCUCCAGGUAUUGUUGGACCCCACUAAGGAGAGGGACUUUUUUGGUGGUGGCCCCUUGGUAAUGGAACAGAUUUCCCAGGGAGGCUCAAGUGGUGUUAUCUUGGAGGUCAUUUUUGCAGCAGACAGAGACUUUUCUGUUCAUCCAAGCUUUAUAAAUAACAAGUAAUGCAGGAUUCUCCCUCCCCUAAACGGUUUUCUGUUUUGCUUUUGCUUUUUGCUUUUUGCUUUUAGCUGUUUUUUCAAACCUUAUUUAUUCUAAACUGCCCCAAAGAAGUUUAUAUUGCAGUGUGGCAGGCAGAGGUAAUAAAUAAAAGAAGUUAGCAUCUUCUGUAUAAAUAUGUAUUCAUUUAUGCAUAAAUUUCUAUACCGCUAUAUGUUUGGAGUUAGAGCACUCCUGUACAUAAUCAACAUAAUGAAGUCUGAGGUAAAAAAAACAGCAAGGCAAAAAAUGCAAAACUAGGUCACUCACGUGGCAAAGUAAGCUUGUCUAAAUAACUUUUUUAAGAUGUCUAAAACUACACCUAGAAGAUGCCUGUGUGAUGUAUGAAUUAAUGAGGAGGUGGUUGAGGCAUAAAAUACUGGGGUGUUCAAAGGCUGUCACUGUCUUGAUCUGCAAAAUUCUUGGAAGCUGCUUGUCUCAGAUGAAACACCACGUCUCAAAAGCCUGCAGCUGAAUGAUGGUGUCUGGGGUGAGGCAAACUUUGUCUGUGGUUUGUUGAUGGGGGGGGGGGAGGCAACUUCAUCUGCACAGACCCUCCCUGCAUGCCUGGUGUGCAGGUGUGAAUGUGAAAUGAGUGUUUCUGGCUAGCUGAAUCUCAGUCUAGCAAACCUCAGUCCAGCUUACUUUAGGGUUGCCACUCUGGCUUUCGACAGUUUUAGGGUUGCCAUGUGUCCUUUUUUCCAGCACAUGUCCUCUUUCUUCAUAGUGAUCCAUAGUUAAAAGUAUACCGUAUUUUUCCAUGUAUAAGAUGAUUUUUCUUUAUUAUUAAAAAAAUGGGGAAAAAUGGGGGUCAUCUUAUACAGUCAUACCUCGGGUUACAGACACUUCGGAUUGUGCGAUUUCAGGUUGUGCACCGCGCCAAACCCGGAAGUACUGGAACAGGUUAAUUCUGGGUUUUGGCGCAUGCGCAGAAGCGCUAAAUUGUGCUUUGUGCAUGCGCAGAAGUGCCAAAUUGCAAACCACGUGUGUGCAGACAUGGCGCUGCAGGUUGCGAACGCUGCGGGUUGCGAACGCUGCGGGUUGCGAACAGGCUUCCUGGAAGGAUCACGUUCGCAACCCGAACGUCCACUGUACAUGGAUAGUGCAGAGUGAGGAUGGGCGAUUGGUGGCAGCUGCAAGCAGGAGAUGUCAGUGGCAAUUGGGCGGGUGAUUGGUGGUUGUGGCAAGGGGAUUGGCUGCUGCUGCGGCAAUUGGGUGGGCGAUUGGCAGGCAGGUGAUUGGCGGGUUUGUCGAGGCGUGUGAUUGGCAGUGGUGGCCAGGCGGGUGAGUGAUUGUCGGCAACUCCCCACCCCAAACUUCAACAACUCUGUGCAAUCUUCCCCCAUUUCCUUAAUCUGGAGUCCCAAAAAAUAGGGGUCGUCUUAUACACGGAAAAAUACGGUAAGUUGGCAAAUGUGUCCUCCUUUUUGCUCUUCAAAAUAUGGCAACCCUAUCAGGGACCUACCUUAUUUUGUGAUUGUAAGUUGUUUAAACUGUUUUUAAUAGUGCAAAUUAAUGUAACCUUCCUUGGGACUUUAGGGUGAAGGGCACAAAGACGAUACUAAUAACAACAACCCAUAAUUAUUAUUUUAUUUUACUUACAAAAAUACAGUGGAACCUCAGUUGUCAAACGUAAUCCAUUCUGGUUCGACUUCUGAAACAUUUGACAACCUAGGCAUAAUGGGGCUGUCUGCAAAAUCCAUUGAAAAAAAUGGAGAAUGCACCUCGAAAGCUGUUCGACUUCCAAAAAUCGUUCAAAAACGGAAGCAUUCACUUCUGGGUUGUUGGCGUUUGAAAGCCAAAACGUCCGACAUCCGGAGCGUACAACAACCAAGGUUAACUGUACUUAUAUUCUGCUAUGUCAAAAAAUAAUAAUCAAAGUGGUUUAUAGCAAUAAAACAUAAAAAAUAGUAAAAUAAAAACUGUGAAAAGGUUAGAGAGUUAAAAACAGACAUCAAUUGACCAAUGUGGAAGUGUGUGUUUGUCAGAAUCGGGGGGUCAAAAGACCAGCUGGAACGUCUCCCUCUCAGCUUUGUUGCUGCGGAGAUUCCUCGACCUCUGCUCCGACGUACAUCAGUGACCCAAGCUUACAGACUUGAGCACACUUUACUCAGCAGUGUAUACUGCGCAACAGAAGAGGCUUGAGGCUGUAGAUACAUACUAAGCUAUGCAUUUAUUAAACAUAAAUCAGGACAAAGAAACAUGUCGUCUCUCCUUGCCGUCUUCUCGGAGAGAGAGCUAAAAACAACAACUAUACAGAGCGGAAGUUCCGCUCACGCCAGCAAUCUGUGCUGGAGUGUAAACAGAUGUGUGACACACAACAAUCCCAUGUCUGCAGCAAAAGGUGGAAUAGAAUCCCAACAGUGUUCUUAAUCGCCUGCAUAGGCCUGACAGAGUAGAAAUGUUUUCGGCAGGUGUUUAAGAGUUGGCACAGAAGGCACCUGCUGACUCUCUAGUGGCUGAGAGUUCCACAGGACUGGGCCAAUGACACUAGAGGCUUGGUUUCUUGUUGUCAAAUGAGCUUCACCAACUUGGGGAAUAACCAAUGAUGCUCCUACAGGUGAUUUCCGUGCUCAAGGUAGGACAUAUAAUAAUAAGAAUAAUACCCUGCCCCUAUGGCUGGGUUUCCCCAGCCACUCUUGAUGGCUCUGAACAGAAUGUUAAAAACACGAUAAAACAUCAAACAUUAAAUACUUCCCUAAACAGGGCUGCCUGCAGAUGUCUUCUAAAAGUCAGAUUGUUGUUUAUUUCCUUGACAUCUGAUGGGAGGGCAUUCCACAGGGUGGGUGCCACCACCGAGAAGGCCCUCUGCCUAGUUCCCUGUAACCUCCAGAAGGCCCUCAGAGCUGGACCUCAGUGUCUGUGCUGGACGAUGGGGGUGGAGACGCACCUUCAGGUAUAUCGGGCUGAAGCUCUUUAGAGCUUUAAAGGUCAGCACCAACACUUUGAAUUGUGCUCAGAAACAUACUGGGUUCAAGUGUUCCCUGUGGUACCUUGGACCUAAGUUGUUCAGAUGGGCAGCCAGUGGAGGUGUUCUAACAAGGGGGCUGCAUGUUCUUGACCAGAAGCUCCCGUCAGCAGUCUGGCCUCAGCAUUCUGCCCCAGCUGGAGCUUCCGAACCAGGCCCAAGGGCAGCCCCAAAUAGAGUGCGUGACAGUCAUACAGCCUUGAGUUUAAUACUAAUGACCCUUGACACCAGGCUCCCUGUUUCCUCUUAGCAUCACUAUCGUGACCUGGAACGUUGGUACAGCCAUGCCUCCCUCUGACGUGACCUCGCUCCUGCACCUCAACACGGGGGACUCCAACGACACAGACAUGAUCACCAUUGGGUAAGGAAAAGGAUCCGCCAUGGACUGCCCUUUUGGCAGAGCAUGUCAGUAGAGUGUGUGUUUAAGUGUGUGUGAACUCCCAUCCAACACAACUCUGCAGGGUGAAGGAACGGUGCUCAGGGCAGUGAUUCCCAGAUGUGAACAUCUGGGACUAGAGAUGGCCAAAUCUGCCCGAUUUAGUUUCUCUCCCUUUCUCAUCCUCCCCCCACAACCUUGAAGUUUCAUUCUCCUUAGAAUCGUAGAGUUGGAAGCGACCUUGGGGGACAUCUAGUCCAGCCCCCUGAAAUGCAGGAAUCUCAACUAAAGCAUCCACCCAACCUCUGCUUUAAAAACCUCCAAAGAAGAUGAAGACGAAGAAAAAUAAAUACCCCGCCCAUCUGGCUGGGUUUCCCCAGCUACUCUGGGUGGCUCCCAACAGAAUUAAAAGCACAAUCAAACAUUAAAAACUUCCCUAAACAGGGCUGCCUUCAGAUGUCUUCUAAAAGUCAGAUAGUUGUUUAUUUCCUUGACAUCUGGUGGGAGUGCGUUCCACAGGGCGGGUGCCACCACCGAGAAGGCCCUCUGCCUGGUUCCCUGUAGCCUCUCUUCUCGCAGUGAGGGAACCACCAGAAGGUCCUCGGAGCUGGAUCUCAGUGUCCAGGCUGAAUGAUGGGGGUGGAGACGCUCCUUCAUGUGUACUGGGUUGAGGCCAUUUAGGUCUUGAAAGGUCAGCACCAACACUUUGAAUUGUGCUUGGAAAUGUACUGGGAGCCAAUGUAGGGGACUGGUGUUAUGUGGUCUCGGCGGCUGCUCCCAGUCACCAGUCUAGCGGCCGCAUUCUGGAGUAGUUGCAGUUUCCAGGUUACUUUCAAAGGUAGCCCCACAUAGGAGAAUCCACGACCUCUACUUUCAAACAGCUCUUAUUGUUAGACAUUUCUUCCUGAUGCUUAGUUGUAAUCUCUUUCCUUGUACAGUGGUGACUCGCAAGAUGAAAUUAAUCCGUUCCGCGAGUCUCUUCGUCUUGCGGUUUUUUCGUCUUGCGAAGCACGGCUAUUAGUGGCUUAGCGGCUUAGCGGCUAUUAGUGGCUUAGCGGCUAUUAGCGGCUUAGCGGCUUAGCGGCUUUAAGAAAAAGGAAACAAACUCGCAAGAACUUGCAAGACGUUCCAUCUUGCGAAGCAAGCCCAUAGGGAAAUUUGUCUUGCGGAACGACUCAAAAAACGCAAAACCCCUUCGUCUAGCGAGUUUUUCGUCUUGCGAGGCAUUCGUCUUGCGGGGCAGCACUGUAACUUGAAUCUAUUAGUUCGGGUCCUACCCUCCGGAGCAGGAGAAAACAACCUUUCUCCAUCUUCCACGUGACAGCCCUUCAGAUAUUUGAAGAUGGCUAUUAUAUCUCCUCAGCCUCCUCUUUUCCAGGCUAAACAUACCCAGCUCCUUCAACUUCUACAUCUGUUUGUAAAUUUUUCUUUUUUAAAAUUCGCUGCCGACCUUUAUUUUAAUAAUAUAUACAUUUUUGCACAGUGUUGCAGGGUUUGUUUGGUUUUUUUUGCAGCCAGGUUUCCCUAAUGCAAUCUUCACAAAUCUAGGCACCCCACCCCAAAUUCUCCCUCCCCUUUUGUAAUUUUCAGAUGCGAUUUCUUUUCUCCUAAAUUGACAGAGAAUGGUUGAAAAAGGACAAUGCCCGAGAAAUUUUUUUGAUGUAGCAACAACUCAGCUCAAACCUCAGAACAAACUCUACAGUUCUAUGAUUCCAUUAUCUGGCAAUUAUGUGGUUUUCCCCUCUCAUAUCUUCAAUCAGAAGAACAGGUUCUCCUUUUGAUUUUGAAUUGGUACAGGGCGAGGUUUUGUAGAGCCACUGAGUCUUUUGUACUGUGUUGGUGGGGGAAGUGAUUUCAGCCCUGUGGGUGGGGUGAGCUCAGCCCCCUCUGAUCCUUGGCUUGAAAAAUCCUCGGCUGCUUUGAACUACGGAAUUGGCGCUGUUCUAGGUCCCACAUAAUACCCAUUAUGCAUUUGUAAGAAAUCAAUCUUUUUUUUUGUCUAGAGUGGGACUUAAUCUCUGGAACUCACUACCUAUUGACACCAGGCAGGUGCCUUCCCUGCCCUCUAUUUGGCGUUUGCUAAAAAAACAUUUUUGUUUAGAAAAGCCUUUAAAAAAGAUUGCUGUAAGUUUUAAUCUGUUCUUAGUUCAUUGCUGAUUUUAUCUUUUGAAGAAUUGUUUUUAUAGUUAGUUUUAUAGUUUUAUUCUCUCUGAGACUUUUUGCUUUACAAUCAAUUGGUAUAUAAAUUUUAUGGAAAGAAGAGGGGUUAUUUAUAAGAACAUGAGACUUCCUCCAUUUUCUUUAUCCCAUGAAAGUGCUUGGAGAGCAGAGUGUUCUUUCCAAAGUGUUUGCCUGCCAGCUGGUGACAAUUUUGAAUUGUUUUCAGGCUCCAGGAGGUGAACUCCAUGAUCAACAAACGGCUCAAAGAUGCUCUUUUCACAGACCAGUGGAGCGAACUCUUCAUGGAGGUGUUGAGUCCAUUUAAUUUUGUACUGGUAAGCACCGAGGGGAACUCAGUGACAAGCUGAGGACAGGUUAAGAAUGUUGGGGGGGGGUGGGCUUUCUUUCUUGGUUACGAAUGCAAAUGCUUUUAAUAACUGCAAAUAAUCAGAGGGCUGAUAAAAGUAAUUUUUACACAAAAUAACAACAGUGAAUCAGAAUGUUGUUUGUACUAACAGAUUUUUUUUUUAAGCCAGGAUCAAUGCAAACUUAAUUAAGGGACUGUGUUAUUAUUCCCGCAGUUGUUGUUAUUCUUUUAAUUUUUUUUUUAAUCAAUAGAAAUUUACAAUCAAACAAUUUCUAUAAUCAUUUUGUGAGAUUCUCUGACUCUCAUGAUUCCCCCCUGCCCAUCUCCUACAUGGGUCCUUAUUACAGUAAUUAAGACUGCAUAUCAAUAUGUUCUCCACUAUUUCCAUUUUCCCAAAUUAUCCAUAAACUUCGUUACUUUACAAGUGAUUCUUAUAGUCCAGCUAAAGUUUUGCUUUGCUUACAGUGCUCUCCUAAGUAAAUUGUAAAUUUCCCCCAUUCCUUUUUAAAGUCCUUGUCUUCUUGGUUCCUGAGUCUCCCAGUUAGUUUUGCCAUUUUGGCAUAGUCCAGCAGUUUAGAUUACCAUUGUGUGUGUGUGUGUGUGUGUGUGUGUGUGUGUGUGUGUGAAACUACAUGGGCCAGAUCAGAUGCAUGAGCCGCAUUGGACAGGAGGCCCACCUGUCAAUCACCUGACAUCACAAUGAUGUCCGCUGCAAGGUGCCUUGAAGUUCCAAAGUCAGGGCUUAGAACUGUAGAGUUGGAAGGGACACCAACAGCCCUCUACCCAACCUGUCCCAUGCAACGCUUGAACCUGUGAUCUUGGUGUUAUCAGCAACUUAGCUAUCCAGGCAUUGGAGAAAAGGUGAGGUGUAAAAAAAAUUAAAUAAAGGCUGUAAUAAUAAAAAUAAGGAGCACGUCAAAGUACCUUUCAGGGUACUGCUAAAAGGAGGUUUUCCCUGACUGUUUCUUUUUAAAACUGCUUUAUUGGUUUUAAAAGAAAAAACAUAGCAAGACAAAGAAAAAAUAUAUCAAAAAUGUAGUACAGAACAAAAAGCAAUCCGAAAAAGAGUUUGCACUUCUUACAUCCAAAAUUGAGUUUAAAAGGUAAAGGGACCCCUGACCAUUAGGUCCAGUCACAGAUGACUCUGGGGUUGCAGCGCUCAUUUCGCUUUACUGGCCGAGGGAGCUGGUGUACAGCUUCUGGGUCAUGUGGCCAGCAUGACUAAGCCUCUUCUGGCGAACCAGAGCAGUGCAUGGAAACUCCGUUUACCUUCCCACUGGAGCGGUACCUGUAUAUCUACUUGCACUUUGAGGUGCUUUCGAACUGUUAGGUUGGCAGGAGGAGGGACCGAGCAACGGGAGCUCACUCCAUCGCAGGGAUUCGAACCACUGACCUUCUGAUCGGCAAGCCCUAGGCUCUGUGGUUUAACCCACAGCGCCACCCGCGUUAAUUCUUCACUAAUUCUAGUAUGAUUUCUGAUCUCCCUGCUGUGGUUCCUGGGUUUCCUUUCGCUAUGCUUCCUUUCCUUGACUGUUUCAGCAAGGGGUUCUGAAUUAGGAAAUUUGCUGAAAUGAGCAGGAUUUAACCCCUCCACUCACCAGCUGAUGAGCAGGAUGUGUGUGUAAAAUCCUGCUGCUUUGGCUAUGUGCCCCUGUUCCUUGCUCGAAACCGGUACACACUGCCAGUGCAGGAUUUAACCUUGUCCUCCCACUCAUCAGAUGAUGUCACAAGUGACAUCAGCUGGUGGGCAGGUGUUGGGGGAGUUAGCCUUGCAGAUCUCAAGUGUCUGUUGGCAAUGCGCUGGUCCCUGGUCCCUGGCCAUGGUAGUGGUGGGCAAUAAGCCAGGGGUGGGGCAGCUGUGGUUGAUUGAUUGAUUGAUUGAUUGCAUUUCUAUGCCACUGUUCAUUCAAAUGAAUCUCAAAGCGAUUUAACAACCUAUAAAUAACCAUAACAUAAUAAAACAUGAUAGCACAUCGCAAAUACAUCAUAUGUCAUAUAAAAGAAUUAACAAAUUAUCCCCAAAAAUUUGCAAUCUAUAAAAAACAGCAACUAAAAAAUAAGCUAAACCUCACAGUUGUGACAACUGGUGCGUUUAACAAAUCGAUGCAGCAUUUAGAAUCCAUAAAACAAUAUUAAAAACAUUAACAAAAUAGUAACUAAAGAUAUAAACUAAGCACUAAGUUCAUUCAUACCCCCAUUCACACACCCCAUCUCUGCACCCCCAUGACUCAUAACCUUUCACUCUGUUCAGUUCAUUAGAAUACAAUCAUACAUCGGGUUACAGACGCUUCAGGUUGCGCGUUUUCGGGUUACGGACGCGCUGAAACCCGGAAGCACUGGAAUGGGUUACUUCAGGGUUUCGGCGCUCGCACAUGCACAGAAGCGCUGAAUCACACUUUGCACAUGCACAGAAGCUCCGAAUCACAACCCGCACAUGUGCAGACACGGUGCUGCAGGUUGCGGAUGUUGUGGGUUGCGAAUGUGCCUCCCGCACGGAUCAUGUUCGCAACCCGAGCGUCCACUGUACACAAAUGCACAUAAUGUCUGUCACUGCCCAUGGGUCCACUCUUCUGACCCAUAGCCUCUGCCCUCUCGAAGUGGCAGCCUCCCAGUUGAUCCAGACAGAUUUCCUGCCCACUCCUGUCCUAAAGCGCAUUAUGCGAUGCAGCUUGAUAUGGUGUCCCAAUUCAGUUUGCCAGGAUGGCAGCCCAGUGGAUCGGCAUCAUCUGAUCCUUAGCUUUCAAAGGCCUCUCUUAGCCUACCAGUGGGAGGAUAAUACAGUGGUACCUCAGGUUACAGACGCUUCAGGUUACAGACGCUUCAGGUUACAGACUCCGCUAACCCAGAAAUAGUGCUUCAGGUUAAGAACUUUGCUUCAGGAUGAGAACAGAAAUCGUGCUCCGGCGGCACGGCAGCAGCAGGAGGCCCCAUUAGCUAAAGUGGUGCUUCAGGUUAAGAACAGUUUCAGGUUAAGUACGGACCUCCGGAAUGAAUUAAGUACUUAACCCGAGGUAUCACUGUAUGGAGAGAGCCAGUCUGACCUCUCUUGGGAGAGAACCUCACAACCUGGGAGCGGGGACCAAAAAGGCUCUCUCUGGUUCAUUCCUCUGACGUCGAGGGCACUGAGAGAAGGUGCUCACACAGGGAGGCAGGUUCGCAUAGAGAGAGGCGUCCCCAAGAUGCACACGAAACCUCAGACGACAGCCCAGAUUGCAAAGAUCUGCAUGCACCAGCCCAUUCUGGCCCAGUGACUGCGGCGCUGGUGGGAUUCAGGGAUGCAAAGGCUGGCUGAGGCGAUGCCCCUCGUGAGUGUCGCAGGUGCCAACCUCCCUCCCUCCACAGCCCCGCUUUUGAGGAUAUGAGGGUGCGAGGCUCCAGUAGCCUUGGCAAAGCCAGGGUGCUCCAGGCAUGCUGCUUUGGGUUCUUGCCUGCCUGAGUUCCUCGGAUGACCUCAGAACCCUGCCCUGCUCCGGACGAUAACAUCACAGCGGUCUCCAUGGCGAUGCCAUGGAGACGAGGAGCAUCAGAGCGUUUGGGAGGCUGUUGUGACGGCGAAGGGGAGAGGAGCGGCUGCUGGUUUCUCAAGGGCUGAGGAUCCUGCUGUGCUCUCUCCCUAUUUCGGACAGCCUCUGUGUGACUUGGGGCGAUGGGAUGGGCUUGUUCUGACAGCCUGACUCUACUCCUCUCUCUCUCUCUCUCUCUCUCUCACCCUGUCCACCCCACACACAACCGGAGCUUUCCAGGACACAUUCAUAACGUGCCAGAUCACCUUGGGACAACUCCAUCUCCCUUGCAUGUUUUACUUUUGUGCUCUUGAACUGGAUAUGCUAUUCUCACUGUGGCAUACGAGGUAAUAUAAUACAGAAAGGAAACACACUUUGAAAAUGGAGCGCUGUGCAUAACUCAUAAGAACAUGAGAAGAGGCCAGCUGAAUGAGGCCAAUGGCCCAUCUAGUCCAGCAUCAUGUUCUCACCAUGACUGACCAGAUCCCUGUUGGAAACCUGCAAGCAGGACCUGGGCACAAGAGCCCAUUUUCCCCUCCUAUGGUUUCCAGCAACUGGAAUUCAGAAGCCUUGCUGCCUCCAGCUGUGGAGGCGCAGCAAAGCCAUUGAAAUAUACUCAGAGUCGAGACUGGAUUUCAUGCUCUUUAUUCAGCUCAUAGUGGUGAGGAGGAAUGGAAGUUCCCCCAAAGUAUCUGCUUUAUAUACAUUAUUUACACAAUGGGCUGCACGUGAUUGGCUAAUUCUGGAAUUCUCCUGUAGGCCAAUCAGAUUGUGGAUUCACUUCCAUCUGGAGCUGGAUUGGGUGGCUCCUGCAGACCAAUCAGGCCGCUGCAUUCUGAAUCUAUUAUUCUAUGACCAAUCAGACUGCUGCAUUUUGGAUCCUAUUGUUCUAGGACCAAUCAGACUGCUGCAUUUUGGAUCCUAUUCAACUCAGUACAUAACAGCCAUCAUGGGUGGUAGCCAUCAAUAAGCUGACUUUCCACGAAUACACAUACAGUAGUACCUCGGGUUACAUACGCUUCAGGUUACAGACUCUGCUAACCCAGAAAUAGUGCUUCAGGUUAAGAACUUUGCUUCAGGAUGAGAACAGAAAUCGUCCUCCAGUGGUGCGGCAGCAGCGGGAGGCCCCAUUAGCUAAAGUGGUGCUUCAGGUUAAGAACAGUUUCAGGUUAAGAACAGACCUCCGGAACGAAUUAAGUACUUAACCCGAGGUACCACUGUAGUUUGCAUUUGUUUCUCCAGACACCAGCUCUAGCCCUAACCUGGACUCUCCCUCCUUGGAUGUUUUUAAGCAGAGCUUGGGUGUCCUUCUGUUAUGGACGCUUUAGUUGACAUUCCUGCAGUACAGUGGUACCUCAGGUUACAGACGCUUCAGGUUACAGACUCCGCUAACCCAGAAAUAGUGCUUCAGGUUAAGAACUUUGUUUCAGGAUGAGAACAGGAAUCGUGCGGCGGCGGCGGGAGGCCCCAUUGUCUAAAGUGGUACCUCAGGUUAAGAACAGUUUCAGGUUAAGAACAGACCUCCAGAACGAAUUAAGUUCUUAACCCGAGGUACUACUGUACAUUUCAGUUCACUUUUAAUUUGUAACACCGCCUUCCUAUGUUACUAUACAUACACAAGGUGAUUCACGAGCUGAAGAAACAAGAAAAUAGACAGCAAAGGUCACAUAUGUAAUAACAAUCUGAUCCAGUACCAAAAAAAAAAAAAGUCACAAUAACUUUGAAACAAACAGCUUAGAUCAAAUACAGCAAUACAGACGUACCUUGGUUUUCAAACAGCUUAGUUCUUAAAUAUUUUGGCUCCUGAAUGCCGUCAAAAAAAAAAAAAAGGGAGUAUUUCGGUUUGCAAAAUAUUUUUGGAAGCCAAACAUUGGACGGGACUUCCUCGGCUUCGGCUUCCAGGAGCUUCCUGCAGCCAAUCAGAAAACACAAUUUGGUUUCCGAACGUUUUGGAAGUCAAAGGUACGACUGUAUUCAGCAAUCCGUUGUAAUAGAAUAGUAAACAAUAAAAUUAAAGGUCAACAAAUAAUAAUUAAACAGUUUACACUUGUCAGUUACAAUAAAGAAUUACUAAACCAUGAUCAAUAAAAAUAACGGCAAGUCAGAAUGCAUAAAAUACCACAAAACAUACAAAACCAUGUAAAAGGGUCAAAUUGAGAAACAAGGUUGGACUAGAUGACCUCAGUGGUCCCCUCCAACUUUGUGAUUCUAUACUUCUGUUGUUCCAUUCUCCUUAAUUAGACUUUGCUGUUGCAGAUAAGCCUGCAAUUCUCCCAUCCUGAGUCUUGGGUGUGUGUGUUCAGGAUUCGAACUGAGUGCCGUGCCUUCUGCGAGGGUGGAGAGAUAUAUUUAUUCAUUAUUGCAUUUCUAUCCCACUUUUCCUCCCAAGGAGCUCAAGGGUGGUGUACGUAGUUCUCCCCACACCUCCCCACUUUAAACCCUCACAACAACCCUGUGAGGUAGGUAACGCUGAGGGACAGUGGCUGGCCCAAGAUCACCCAGCGACCUUCAUUGUGGCCAAGUGGGAAAAUGAACACCGGUCUCCCAGGCCCUCUAGCCAGGUGCUCUAACCAUUGCACCAUGCUGCCUGGCUCUCUCACUGCCUUUCGCUCUUCCAGGUGAGCACGGUGCGGAUGCAAGGUGUCAUCCUGAUGGUCUUUGCCAAGUACUACCACCUGCCGUUUCUACAGGACAUCCAGACGGACUGCACCAGGACGGGACUGGGAGGAUACUGGGUAAGUGUCAGGGGUUGUGCUGAGGAGGGCUGCACUGAAAAAAAAGGUGGGAGCUACCCCCUCCCUCUGAUCCUGAUCCUGAAUCUUCCCAGGAGCAGGAGGACAGUAUAGAUUUAGAACAACGGUUUGCAGAGGGGCAUAGUUCAGAAGGCAGAAGCUGGGAAAUACUGGAUUGGGAGCAGUUAGGAGAACUGGGGGAGGGAGGGUUAACAGAUUCACUCUCUCUGGAAAGCAAUCCUCCGCUCUCCCUAAGGUCAAGAAGAGCUCAGAAAGUGGCAGAACAGGAGAGACCUGUCAGGAGUAAGCAUGGACCAAUGGUACCAAAUAGUAUGGGAAACAGCCCUACUAGAAAAAUUAACUAAUAAACUGAAACUGACACAGGGACAAAUAGAAGAAGACACCUUCAUGGCUCCCCUUUAUCACAUACACAACCCAACAAGACCACGACAAAAAUCCACCAACAGCAUACAAAUCAGUAGGGCUAACCUAAUCCAAAACACCCACCCACCCCACUCACACAUGAAAACACAGCCAACCACAAAUGAACAACCCCACCCUAGGCCAACCCCAACCUCUCUCACCACCAAAGGAACACAAGCGAACAGCAGAGAACCUGCACAAGCAACGCUGACACAAAACCCCACAUAUAGUAAGUAAAAUAGAAACAUUGCCACCCCCAUCUUCCCCCCUCCACCUCUUUCCCCUUUUUCUUCCUAAUGUCUCAACAAAUGAAACUGAUUUGUAAAAAUGUUACAUGGAAAAAAAAAUACAAGAGACAUUGCAAACACUUUUGUAAAUCAAGAAAAGCAUAUAUAUAUAUAUAUAGGCAGAACAGAAAACAUAACGGUUCCAAGCUCAGAUUACAAGACGUAGGAGUGACGUAGUUUAAUAGGGAUGGAGGGAGGAGGGAACUUAAUUGGGAACACUGCAAAUUGGAGGAGUGGUCUUUGUUCUCUCGCUGUGAUUAUUAAAGUUUCUAACUGUUAAGAAGACUCCUUAUCUGCUGCCACAAGGGAGGAACUCGAUUCCCUGAAGCCUAACAGAAAGUGUGCAUGGGUCCAAGGGCGCAGAGUGAAGGCAUAGCCUCUGGUGGCAGCUGAUCCAUACCUUUCUCCCCCCCUCCCUCUCCAAUGCAGGGCAAUAAAGGCGGGGUGAGCAUCCGCCUCUCCAUCUUUGGCAACAUGGUCUGCUUCCUUAACUGCCACCUACCGGCACACAUGGAGAAGGCAGAACAGCGCAAGGAGGACUUCACCACCAUCCUCCACAUGCAGCAGUUCGAAGGGCCGUCAGCCAGCGGGAUCCUUGACCACGAGUAAGUCUUGGUCCCAGGUGCAUUGCAUAUCAAUUGCCCCACCCAUUUUUCCUUUGCCCCGCCCACCCCUGGUAUGUCCCCCUCCCCCACAAACAUCCCGAAGGGAAUGUGGCCCUGUGGCUGAAAAGCUCUCCUGUAUGAUACAGAGUCUGACCUUUUCUCCUGGAUAAUCGAGUUGGAAAGGGUCCCCCAGUGCUCAUCUAGUCCAACCCCCUGUAAUGCAGGAAUCACAACUAAAUAAACCUGGACAGAUGGCCAUCCAACCUCUCCUUAAAAACCUCCAGUGAAAGAGAGACCCCACUGCCUUCCGAGAGAGACUGUUCCACUUUCGAACAGAUCUUACCAUCAAAAAGUUCUUCCUGAUGUUUAGUCGGAAGGCGAUUUUGAGCAGAGAGAAACAAGAAGGAAGAUGGGCAGGACUCCCAAUCCACCCCAGCCUCCGUUCCACUGCCUCGGUUAUUUCCCCUCUUCCCAGUUAUGCUGGUCUCUGAGACUCCUUUUCAAUGUGUAUGAAUGCAUAUCUUCCUAUAUAAAUAGAAAUGUAAGGUGUUGUCACGCUCUGUAGUUCACACGUCUGCCAGCAGGUGGCCACGCCAGCUGCACCACGAGGAACGGCAGGCAGGCUCACGGAAGCUGUUGGGGAGGUCAGCUAUGGAGAGGAUAGGUGGGUGAGAUUUAAAGGGUGGGGGGAAGGUGCGGGGGAAGGGCAAAGGGGUAGGCGGGGUUGACAAACCGAGUGAGCAGGGGAACCAGCCCCUAAUGCACACAUACUUAUUUAUAGGCUGUUUUUUCCUAGGGCAGAACACUUAUAAGAAAGCUUACAUCUGCCUUUCUAAGGCAGGUGCCCUCCAGCUGUUCUGGACUUCCAUCAACCUCAGCCAGAAUAGCCUGGAAAGUGCCGGACUGAGAAAGCUGGGAUUAUGUAAUCAUGAAAUUACUUUGGAAACCAGGCACUUUAAGACUUUUGAAGGACAGCGGCAUUUUUGGGUGUGUUUAAAACAGCAAUGACACAUAGGCCAGUUAAUCUGAAUGUUAAUAAAACAGCAACCCAGAUUCAAAGUGAUAUAUAUCUUCCUAUAUACAUAAAAACGCGAGGCUGUCAUCACGCAGUCCCCCUGUUGGAGGAUCUGUGGCACUGCAUCACAUUCUUGGAUUUGCAUGAAGUCAGAGUGGGGGGGGGAGAGAACAAAAUAAGAAGGGCAGGUUUUUAAACGGAGGUUUUACAUAAUGGCAGAGGUUGCAAUGAAGCAGGAAUAGAGGGACACAGAGGAGCUGAGUAGGGAUGAGGUGGGGCAGUUGAAGGAACUGUGAGGGAAUAUGGAGGCUAAAACUGCAGAGUUGGAAGGGACCCCUGCGGGUCAUCUAGACCAACCCCCUGCAGCGAAGGAAUCGUGGCUAAAAGUCCCUAACAGAUGGCCAUCCAACCUCUGUUUAAAAGUCUCCAAUGAAGCAGAACCCAUGACUUUGAGUGAGUCCAUUCCACUGUAGAUCAGCUUCCGUUCAAGUCCUCCCCUCUGGAGCAGCAGAAAACAAGCUUGUAACAGCCCUUUAGGUAUUUGAAGAAGGCGAUCACGUCAUUCUUCUCUUCUCCGGGCUAAGCUAACUCCCUCCCCUCCCUCCCCCUGUCUCUCUCACACAUCUAGGGGGUGGGGAGAGAGGGUGGGGAGAAAUCGAUGGAUGGAAAGCAUUUGUGCAGAAAUCGUGCCCAACCCAAACCAGAUUCCCAGAACUCACAGGCGAAUUUCCAUCUUCAAAGUGGUUGCUUUCUGACACUUUUUUUUUUAAAAAAAAAGAAGGAAAAAAAUAUGGGAGGGUAUCAGUGCUAAGUGCAAUCUGUCUCCCUGCCCCCCCACCAUCUGCCCACAUCACUUCUGCCAUCUGAUUCCGACUGGUUCCCGCUGGUGGAAAUGUGUCUUCGUGGGCCGCCCAGGUGGGCAGACUGGCACACGCAGGGCUUGCUGUGACAUCUGACCCUUUUGAAGCCUGAGGCUCUCUUUAUCGGGAGGCUUCGACUAACCAGGCGGCGCUCGAAGCUGAUGCCGAUGGUCCAGGCCACCUGAUCCAUUCGGCGGCGGAGCAGUUUGGAAGUCAGCCAGGAGGGCUUCCGGCUUGCGUUGACCUACAUCCCGGCUCAGAAUCUCGGCUUAGCCACCGCUGUUUGUUCCCUGCAAAAGCCUCCUUCCUCUGCUGCUUGGGAGAGAGGGCUCCUUCUCCCCUCAAUCGUGUCCCAGUUGUUUGUUUGCGCGUGUGUGAGAGAGAAAUGCCUGUUGUUGUUUUUUUAAAAAGAAAUAUUUUAUUUAUUAGAUUGAUAUACCGCCUUGCAUCAGAAGAUCUCAGGGUGGUUUCCAAUAUGAAAACACACGAUAAAGGCAUAAACAAAUACCGUAUUUUUCGCUCAAUAAGAUGCACGCAGCAGGCCAUAAGACGCACCUAGUUUUUGGAGGAGGAAAACAAGAAAAAAUAUAUAUUCUGAAUCCCAGAAGCCAGAACAGCAAGAGGGAUCUGGCUUCUGGGAUAGCCUCUUGCUGUUCUGGCUUCUGGGAUAGCUGCGCGAAGCCUCUCCCGGGCAGUGGGAGGAAGGCUCCCCCAAGAGCUGUGCUCCCUUUAAAGAGCGCACGGAGCAUGUGUGCAGCUCUUGAGGGCUUUUACCCAAGGAGGGAGAAGGGCAGCCCUUCUCCCUCCUUGGGGAAAAGCCCCCAAGAGCCGCACAAACGAUCCACACGGCUCUUUAAAGGGAGCGCUGAGCAGAGCCUCCCGCCUGCAUUCGCUCCAUAAGACGCACACACAUUUCCCCCUUUUAGGAGGGGGAAAUUGUGUCUUAUAGAGCGAAAAAUACAGUAGUUAAGCAGGCCAUUGAGCUACCGCAAGGAAUUUGCACAACCAAGGAACAGCUUUUCCCUGGCUGCCUUGCUCUCCAACAUCUGAUAGCCCUGCUCUUUUACAUGGAGGUUCUCUAGUUAGGUGAACAGCCACACUGCUAGACAUCCUCUGUGAAUGUGUCUUAUUUUCUGCCUUCCCUUCUGACUUGGCCGUGCUGUGGACGCAAACAGCCGAGGGUCCCAGCCUCACCUGUGUCUCCUUUCCCUCCCCCCCCCCAGCAUCGUCUUUUGGUUUGGGGACCUCAACUUCCGCAUCGAGAGCCUAGACAUCCGCUUUGUGAAAUACGCCAUUGACAACAACAUCCUCCACCAGCUCUGGGAGAAGGACCAGGUGAGGGCUCACUUUCUCUCUCUCUCUCUCUGUGUGUAAUAAGGUGUCAGUAGGUUCCUCCCUGGGACACGGGUGACACUGUGGAGCCUAGGACUUGCCAAUCAAAAGGUCGGCGGUUCGAAUCCCCGCAACGGGGUGAGCUCCUGUUGCUCGGUUCCUGCUCCUGUCAACCUAGCAGUUCAAAAGCACACCAGUGCAAGUAGAUAAAUAGGUACCACUAAGGCGGGAAGGUAAACUGCAUUUCCGUGCGCUGCUCUGGUUCGCCAGAAGCGGCUUAGUCAUGCUGGCCACAUGACCCAGAAGCUGUACGCCGGCUCCCUCGGCCAAUAAAACGAGAUGAGUACCGCAACCUCAGAGUCUGUCACAACUGGACCUAAUGGUCAGGGGUCCCUUUCCCUUUUUGAAGAGGGCUGCCUUCAGAUGUCUUCUAAAAAUCUGGUAGUUGUUCUUCUCUUUGACAUCUGGUGGGAGGGCGUUCCACGGGGGGGGGGGGGUGCCACUACUGAGAAGGCCCUCUGCCUGGUUCCCUGUAACUUGGUUUCUUGCAGUGAGGGAACCGCCAGAAGGCCCUCGGCGCUGGACCUCAGUGUCCGGGCAGAACAAUGGGUUGGAUACGCUCCUUCAGGUGCUCUCAUCCUUUCUCUCUCUUUGCCUCGGGCUCUUGUUCUACGCAGCUGAACAUCGCUAAGAACACCUGGCCUAUCUUGAAAGGCUUCCAAGAGGGACCCCUCAAUUUCCCCCCAACCUUCAAGUUUGACGUGGGCACUGACAUGUAUGACACCAGGUAAUGGGGCGUGUCUGGCUGGACAGGAUGGGGGCAUUCAUAUCCUAAGUGGAGGGAUAGGGGAGAACCGCUGUGCCCUCAGGCACUUCCUUUAGUGCCCGCUCAUUCUGCUCUCUCGCGUGCCUCACAGUGCCAAGAAAAGGAAGCCGGCUUGGACCGACCGGAUCCUGUGGAAGAUCAAAGGCUCUGGUGCACCGACGCAUCCCGGGAGAUCCAUCUGUGGCCUCCUGUCUGUGAACCAGCUAUGCUAUUGCAGCCACAUGGAGUACACCGUCAGUGACCACAAGCCGGUGGUCUCCAUCUUUGCCGUGAAGGUGAGUCUGGAGCCCUGGUGGAAAGUGACGCAGCCGGGAAUCUCUGGGCUGUCCUGGCUGUGCACCAAGUCAGGUCUGUGCUGUUGUGAGUGGUGAAGAUCAAGGCUUCUCUUCAACCAAUAAACUGGGACAGAGAAUUUUGCUCUGUCUAAUGAAUUCUUCUCCUAAACCUGUGGUUUCCAAACUUUGGGGGGCCUCUGCUGCCCCCUUGGUUCCAUCCCCAGUGCCCCCUACUCUGCCCUAUGCAAAGCAUUAAUCGUUAUAGUGGUUUGCACAAACCACUAAGGACUACAAUAAUAAAAUUAGAAACAGUGGAAAAUGCAUAUUUAUUCAAAAUCCAAUUGAAAUUACAAGCAAUGACCAUUCUGCACGCAUUCAAGGCAGGCUCAGCUGUGCAUGCACACAUCCUGUUCGGACCUGGAAGAGGGUGUAACAGGGUCGUGAUGACAGGCUUACAUGUGCUACACAGUCAGGUGUGAUGACCUGUAACACAGUCCCCGUGCAAAUCGGGGGUUGCCUGCAUUUAGUUUAACCCCACAAAACCGAUGAACUCGUGAUACCAGCUGUUAAAGCCUGAUAGUCAUUUACGACUCCACUGUGGGAAUAUUAAGGACAGUGGGGGAGGAUAUAUUGAUUAAAUAUUAUCCUUCCUUCACUCAUGCUAGUGAGUCAUGUAGCAGAGCAGAUUCCCCGCAAUACAGCAGACUGGAUUAUUCCUUUGAUCCCUCUUAAAAGACAAAAAUCUUUCCUUAAAAGUAACAAGAAGUUUACUCACAUUCAGUUCACAGUAUGAUCGCUGAAGGCAGAUUUUAGCUUGUAGUUACAGAACAUAGUGUGAAUUCAUCCCCUUAUGGGGAUUGAGCCCAUGUGCUGCUGGCUGAGAGCCAGCAGACAGCAAAAUACAUUAAGAGAACAGCAUCAAGAGAACAAAAUGGCUGCAGGAGAGCAGCAUGUCAUCAAGAGAGAAGAGAUGGCUGUGUGACUCGGCUCUUUUAUGAAGUCAGCCAGGGUCACAUGCAGGGGAAGGACGCUCCAGACCAGUAGAACAGGAAGUUACACUGACUGGAUGUCCCCCUGCCUGUGCCCACUCUAGGGAAACAAGGAGUGUUGUAUUUGACUGCUCCAAUGGGUUACAUCCCACAUCCAGCACCCCCUGCUGCCCCCUUGCCUUUUGGUGUCCCCCUAGAUAAUCCCACCACUUCCUAGGGAGUGGUACCACCCACGUUGGGAACCGCUGCCUUAGCAGGUUGCUGUGAGUUGUCAAACAUAGCAAAGCCUGGCUCUAAUAAUAAUAAUAAUAAUAAUAAUAAUAAUAAUAAUAAUUUAUUUAUACCCUGCCCUUCCCAGUUCAGAAAACCGGGCUCAGGGUGGCUAACAACAAAUUUAAAACACUUAAUUGAUGCAACAAAAAACAGCAUAAAAUACAGUAUAAAACGUGAAUAACAAUAAAUUCAGAAUUCAAAAAUCAAAAAUCAAUUUAGGGGGGAAAUCCAUCCAAUAAACAUUAGAUGGUCACCAGGGCUAGCUGGCUAAAUUAGUCCUAUUUGGGCCAGCGAGGAGACCAGGGGAGAAUUAGCUGUGGGAUCCAGAGCGGGUAAUCUUCAUAAACCACCUGCUCCCCUUUCUCUCUCUCUCUCUCUCUCUCUCUCUCUCUCUCUCUCUGGCAGUUUGCUUCCAGGGCUGACGUGCCGCUGGUGGAGCUUCAGGUAGCUGAUGAGUGGACGAAACCGGAGCAAGCUGUCACCUGGUACAAGGUGUCUUCGAGCUAUCACCGCAGCUCCUGGGACUGGGUCGCCCUUUACCGGGUAAGGGGCAGUUGCCGCACACAGUGGUUUUCCAGUAACACCUGACUGAGGGCUGCGGCGACACGAGGGCAGAGCAUAUCAAAUAAAAGAAGCUUUGAGUGUGCUUGCUUCUGCACACAGGGGAAUGGGCUGUGAUGCGCACCGUGAGAUUUUGCACAGCUUCUCUCCCCCCCCCCCCGCAGCAGCAGCUGACCUCUUGCAAAGCUCACCUUUCCUGCAUGCAAUAUCCCAAUUCCUUUUUUCUGCCAUCACUGUUAAGACGAAACGAAGAAUGAGAAUAACAGAAAACAAUUUUGUGUGUGUGCAUGGGCUAGCCUAUCUCUUAGUGCUUCUCAGGAAGGGAUGUUAAGAAAUUCAGGGGUGGGGUGGGAAAAUCCCCAAUCUUUGUAUUCUGCACAUACAUUUCAGAAAGGCAGCCAGAUGAUAUUUUAUUUAACCUGACAGUUCUGUCUACUGUAUUUUAUCUUUGACAACCUGAUCUAAUAACAUCAAAAUCCAUUACUAUUUUUGGUGUGGUUUUAGCAAUUAAUGAAGCUCUUUGUUUCUCAUUUAGUUUCUUUCCACUGAAAGUGUCAGGAAGCCGAUAAAUAUUUUACAAUCCCUGACUGCGAAAGGCAGCCUGGAUGAACUGUAAUUAUUACAAAUGCAAUGUUUUUAAGUGUUUCAAGCAUAACCCUGCUACCAUUCUUAUAAAAGCCCUACUGGGUAGGACUGUGUUAUUAUUCCCCCUACUGCAGUAGCUAAGAUAAAGCAAAUGACUUUGGGCCACCUGGUCUGCACAGGCUCUCCCAAGAUCAUUUUCCACUCUGCUCUGUUCCGCCACCUCUCGGGGGGCGGGGGGGAGCUAGGAUUAAAACAAUUUCAGGAUGAUUUCCAGAAUGCGAUGAUUCCCAGGGCCAAACCUCCAAGGCAUCUGAUCAAAAUUAUUCAUGCUGCCAAGGUGGAGGGAGCAACAAACAGCCACAUGACAAAGAUGAUCAGCAGCAAUGCUUGCUCUGUGCUGUGGGAGGUUCAGAAACAGCACAAAUGAAGGCUGGCGAACUCCUUGCAGGAACCCGAAGUUUUUGGUGUGCACAGGAAAGCCAUUUUUUACAGCGUCAGAUCUUUAGGUCACCUAGCCAAGGGCCAUUGCCUCUGACAAAUCAGACCCGCGGUCUAACUAGCUCGGUAUUGUCCCCACUAGGAGUCAGGCAGGGGUCUUUCCCAGGCCUGCUUGGAGAUGCUGGAGUUUAAAGCAGAUACCUUCUACAUGCCAAGCAUGUGCUCUGCUACUGAGCUAUGUCCCUUCCCAAAACCCUCUGGUAUAGCAGGUUAAUUUUAUUUUACUUUAUUUCAUUUGCAUAUGGACGCGGGUGAUGCUGUGGGUUAAACCACAGAGCCUAGGACUUGCCAAUCAGAAGGUCGGGGAUCCGAAUCCUCGCAACGGGGUGAGCUCCCGUUGCUCGGUCCCUGCUCCUGCCAACCUAGCAGUUCGAAAGCACGUCAAAGUGCAAGUAGAUAAAUAGGUACCGCUCUGGCGGGAAGGUAAAUGGCGUUUCCGUGUGCUGCUCUGGUUCGCCAGAAGUGGCUUAGUCAUGCUGGCCACAUGACCCGGAAGCUGUAUGCCGGCUCCUUCAGCCAAUAAAGCCGCAACCCCAGAGUCGGUCACAACUGGACCUAAUGGUCAGGGGUCCCUUUACUAUGUAUAUGUGUAUGUGUAUACAUAUACACAUAUACAUAUACAAAUGAAAUAAAGUAAAAUAAAAUGUGUGUGUGUGUGUGUGUGUGUGUGUGUGUGUGUACAGUGGUACCUCGGGUUAAGAACUUAAUUCGUUCCAGAGGUCCGUUCUUAACCUGAAACUGUUCUUAACCUGAGGUACCACUUUAGCUAAUGGGGCCUCCUGCUGUCAUCGCACCGCUGCUGCGCAAUUUCUGUUCUCAUCCUGAAGCAAAGUUCUUAACCCGAGGUACUAUUUCUGCGUUAGCGGAGUCUGUAACCUGAAGUGUUAUAUUCCCGUGGUACCACUGUGUGUGUGUGUGCUUUUUUUCUGGGGGGACGCAGGGGUAUGCAUACCCCUAAACAUUUUGUGAAUCUUUGUACUUUUGUCCAUUUACUGUAACUAUAUUCCCCGAUUUGAAUUGUAAAAUGGUGAUUUUCUUGAGUCAAAAUGAGAUUACCCCUAAACAUUUUUUUUUAGAAGAAAAGCACUGUAUAUAUUACAGGUUCCAAAUUAAAGUCCAUUUUUAUUUUAUUUCAUUUCAAGAGCUGACACUCCCAGACCCUUUAUAGCAGUAUCGUAAUCCUAGAAUCGUAGAGUCGGAAGGGACCACUGAGGAUCAUCUAGUCCAACCCCCUGCAAUGCAGGAACAUCCAGCUGCCCCAUAUGGGGAUCGAACCUGCAACCUUGGCCUUAUCAGCACCAUACUCUAACCUGCUGAGCGAUCCUGUGGUGGAAGACACAAUAAUAGGAGGGCUAUUAGGGGUUUCUUUUGGUGGGGGAGAGGAUGCACAACCCCGCUGGGAAAAAACCCUGGUGAUGUUUUUCUGGACCCCUCCCCCUCUCCCCUCUCCCAGGUGGGCUUCCGACACUUGAAGGACUAUGUCGCCUAUGUCUGGGCAAAGCAGGAAGAUGCUGAAAGCAAUGUUUACCAGGUAUGGGAAUAUGAAUUUUUUUGGGGGGGUAAACAGUAAACAAUUUUGCAUUAUGAUAUCAUGGGAGUAUGUAUUUAAAGUGCUGCAUAAUAGGACAUGUUGGAUUAUAAUGGUACCUUGGUUCUCAAACUUAAUCGUUCCAGAAUUCCAUUCCAAAACCAAAGCGUUCCAAAACCAAGGCGCGCUUUCCCAUAGAAAGAAAUGCAAAAUGCAUGAAUCUGUUCCAGACUUUUAAAAACAACCCCUAAAACAGUAAUUCAACAUCAAUUUUACUAUAAUUGAUCCAUAAAAUGAAAGCAAUAAUCAAUGCCCUGUGUACUAUAAAAUAAAUAAGACAGUGUUGUAGAGGAUAAAAAAUUACUUUUUUUCUUACCUGCACUGAUGAUGAUCAUUGUUUGGAUGGGGGGCUUUUAUCCAUUUCCGCAGUCAUACAAUCAGUAGCUGAACUGGGUUGCACACAGUCACAAAAACAAAUAAACUGAAAAAGGCUCAGAAACAAAAACGCAAAAUAAAUAGCAAAAACAAAAGCGCCAAACUUAAUCCGUUCAGGAAGUCGGUUUGACCUCCGAAAUGUUCAAAAACCAAGGCGCGGCUUCUGAUUGGUGCAAGUACCCCAGAAACAAUAGCAUCAUUUGAAAACCGGAACACUUACUUCUGGGUUUUUGCCGUUUGAGAACCAAGGUACCGCUGUAUGAUAUUCUUACUGAUACCUAUGUUAUCAUUUAGAGCAGGGUUUCUGAAACUUAGGCCUCCAGCUUCUUUUUGGACCACAGUUCCCAUCAUCCUUGACCACUGGUCCUGCUAGCUAGGGAUGAUGGGAGUUGUAGUAAAAAAAUAUAUCUGGAGACCCAAGUUUGGGAAACCGUGAUUUAGAGUUUGUAUGGCACAUACAAAGUGUAUAUUUAUUAUUGCAUUAGACACCACCACCACUGGCUCUCUGCUGUUUAGGUUGGCAUUUUGCUGCUCUUGACCACCCUUAUAGCUGUCCCGUUUUCUCUUCCCAAAUAUUUAGUUACUGUUUCCAGAGGAGUCUCUACCCAAAGGGAAGGGUGACUAUAUCCUGGGUUACUACAGCAACAGCUACAGCUGUUUGGUGGGUGUGACAGAGCCCUUCCAGGUAAGCACAGAGACAGAUGUGCAAGAGGGAUGCUUAUUUGACAUUAAGCAGCAGUGCGAGUUGGGGGGAAAGUGCUCUAGCUCAGUAGGUAGAACAUCUGCUUUGCAUGCAGAAGGUCACAGGUUCGAUCCCUGACAUCUCCAGGUAGGACUGGGAGAGACCCCUGUCAGAAAUCCUGGAGAGCGACUGUGAGUCAUUGUGUGGACAAUACCAAGCUGUAGGGGUGCCUACUUGAAUAAAAUAUUGGUGGGCUCAGGUAACCCCCCCCCAUAUAAAGGUAAAGGCGACUAUGGGGUUGCGGUGCUCCUCUCGCUUCCAGGCCAAGGGACCCGGCGUUUGUCCACAGACAGCUUUCCGGGUCAUGUGGCCAGCAUGAUUAAACAGCUUCUGGCGCAACGGGACACCAUGACAGAAACCAGAGUGCAUGGAAAUACUGGUUACCUUCCUGCCGCAGUGGUAUCUGUUUAUCUACUUGCACUGGUGUGCUUUUGAACUGCUAGGUUGGCAGGAGCUGGACAGAGCAGCGGGAGCUCACCCUGUUGCGGGGAUUUGAACCGCUGACCUUCUGAACAGCAAGCCCAAGAGGCUUAGUGGUUUAGACCACAGUGCCACCUUUACCCCUUAUAAUCAAUAACAAGACGUGCCCCCCCAAACCAUUUGAAUAGCAAUGCUCAUCAACUUGAGAAGGGGGCCUGGCAGUUGAAAUAUUUUAUUUGGGGGGUGGGGCAGCUGAAGGGACCUUGGCCCCUAGGAAUUGGCUCCUGUGCAGAGCUGGCUGGGCCCGGGGUCUGACUUGCUUUAAGGCAGGUUUCCUAUGUUCCAGGAAAUUAUGAACUGGAAACUUCUUGGGAUAACUUGCACAGGGUAAUUUGCAUUUAUUGCCCUGUGGAGUGACCUAAUUCAGUAUGUGUGCUUUUGCUGAUGUUUAGUAAACCAAGCUUAAAAACUUUGAAAUGGCUUGCUUCAUUUUGCAAAUUUCAUAAUGCAUUUUUCUAUGCACACUUUACACUAUUAAAUGCCUUCUUUUCUGUACACCUUACAUUGCAAAAUCUGGAGAAGAGCAGAUUGUGAAGGUUGGCUGUGUUUUGAUUUGCUUCUUGCUUCGCUAGGUGCAAAUUAGAUAGACUUGAAAUUCUUCCCCUAUCCCUCCUCUCAACCCGUCCAGCCCAAAAUUUAUCAGGUAGUGGGGAGCAGCUGGGCCCUGCCUUCCCAAGUCAAUAUUGACUCUCCUCUCUCCGUCUCCCUGCACACAGAUUUCACUGCCCACCUUGGAGCAAGCCACCAGCCCCACCGACAGCUCCAGCAGCACCUCAGAAGAGGAGGACGACAGCACCCUGGUUCUUCUGGGCCCCAAAUCCCGCAGCCCCAGCCCUGGGAAGAUGAAGGGUCACCGCAGCCGCAGCCCCAGUUUGGCCAAGUUCCAUGGACUCAUCCUGCGCUCGUCGAGCCGGGACCAUGCGGCCAGCCGCAGCCCCUCACCCCAGGGCCGCCGGGGCAGCAGCAUCCUCAAGAGCGACAUCCCCAGCAUCCAGUUCUCCAAGGACAGCCCCCGCCAACGCUCCAAGUCGCGAGAGCCCGCCCAGAAUGCAGAGAGCCUCGCCGGGCCUCGCCUCCAGAGCCCCUGGCGCUUUGACGAGAACCCCCUGGCCCGCACAGACCCCCGCAACCUGGGACUGCUGCCAGCCGUGCGCCUGGAAACCAUCGAUCAAGUCAUGGGCCCCCGGCGAGAGAGUGCCGACCAGGGCCUGCCUCCCCGCAGGAUGAGUCCCACUAGUCCGACCGUGGCCCUGGCCAACCUCUUCAGCACCUCCCCAAAGGAAGGGUUAUCCCCAGACCACCAGGGUCCAAACCACCACAGCCGUGAGGCGGGACACUGAGGGGGACGCAGCCGGCCGCCAUGAGCCCACUGUCCAACCAUCCCGUGUAGUGAGCUUGCAGUGUUAUCUGUGUCCUUUACCUGCCAGUUUUCUGCUCCGUGUGUGUCUUUCUCUCUCCCGGUGUGUGACACGAAGACCCGGGGAAGGGGGCUGCCACUUGUGAGGCCCCGUCUCCCGACUCGAGUAUGCUUGACAAUCAACUUCCUCCCUCCCUUUGUGUAGGGGGCUGAACAUCGCGAGCGAAAAGCCCUCAGCCCCCUCGGCCUUUUCAGCCAUAGAAACUCCCCACUCCUUGUUUGGGGAGGGGGACCCAUCCUUUGAUGAGAACUCCCUUCCCCAUUGAACAUCCAGUUUGGUGUUGAGAUGGAGCUCCACCCGCCUCUCCUAGCGCCAUCUCUGUUCUUGUCCUGAGGCACGAUGGUGGUGGAGGAAGAGGAAGAGGAAAGCCUGCUACUUGCAAUCCGACGGGAGGACAGUUGAUCAGCACAGUGGAAUGGGCAGCUGCAGAAAGAAGCUUGGCUGGGUACGGAAUGAAGACACACUUUUGCUAUCGGUUGCUAAAGCUCUGCUUGGCUGGACUCAAUGGCUGCUGCAGGACCAGGCCCAGCCUGCUUGCAGGAAGUUGCUGAAACCAUAAGAGGUGAAAUACGGAACGUGCAAUAUGAUGGGGAUGGGGAAUCAGAGUUCUUGGAGACAGGUGUGGGCCCCAGGUAGGAUGGAGGAAGCUGGUGCUUCAGGUCCGGUUAGGGCCCAGCUGGUAUCCCCCCCCCCCGCAAGGCUUGGGGGGCCCCUGAGGAACUGGGGGAGAACUGCAAAUGGCAGAAGGUUCUUGCUGGAGGGAAGGAGGUAGAUGCAACCCAGUUGAGAUCGUGGAGGUACAGGGGGGAGAGUUUGGGUUCCAUUGCCUUACGAGGCGGGUGGGGGGGGGAGAGAACUCUGACCCAGGAAGCCGAAAAAGAAACGGGUGUGUGCGCGAGGGGGCAGUAUGUGUGGCUAGGUUGUCGGGGCAACGUGACCAAGGUGCCUUGGAACCAGAAAUGACGAAAGCUGCCUGGGGG